CAGAUACAGCCCGCUCUCAGUGGCCUGAAGGAUUGAACGUGAAACGUUUGCAUGUGAUCUUUAAAAAACGGUAUUUCAUGAUUAUUGUAAUAUAAAUCACAGCAAAUUGACAUUAGUGACUGAUAGUGCGUGUAUAUAUUUUUAUAAAGUGAAGUGUUAACUUUUUGCAAAGAUUAAAGUUUGAUAACGGACGUGGAUCACAAAAACGUGAUAAUUCAAUAGCGGCGAGCGCGGGCCAGCGCGAAUGUUUCCCGGAGAUGCGAGCGCCGGGGCGCGUGAGCAGUGCCCUACUGCUGCCCAUCGCUCUGCUCUCGUUGCCGACCAACGCUGCGAACGUCACAGCGUAUCGGGAGGAAUUAGAGUCGUCACUACGGCUAGUGCACGCAGUUGCGACGGGCGCGACCGGCGCUCUGUGCGUCACGCAUCACUACGGGCGACUUCGCGCGCCGCUGCACGCUUCGCGGUGGGACGCGGCGAGGGCGCGGGCAGACCUCGCCGCGAAUAUACUGCGGCAACUCGGCUUGCAGGACGCUGAAAUACUGAAGGCGGUCUCACAGGGAUUAGUGGAAGGUGCAAGUACAUCGGAGCGGGCAGUCGCGUCACGUGCGCUCUCGCUGCGAGCCAAUGGCGUUGUGAACAGUGCGGUCGCGUGGAAACGGUAUAGUGCAGCUGAGCCGGAGAUUGUUAUGUACCCGCAAUCGGAGAAACCACCAGACCCGGAAUAUCCGUGGUAUGUAUCAGCGCAUGAAAGCGAAUCUCUUCGGUCCCCCAAGUUCAUGCCCUCUCCCCCCGGUGCCACAAUGGAGGGGUGGUGGACAUAUCCGUAUUACAGUUGCGAGGCGGAAAAAUGGCUGCUCUCUUACACAGUUCCUGUGUCUACAAUACGAGGGCUUAAAGGCGUUGUUUCGCUCGAUAUAGACAUAUCUAAUUUGGAAGUAAAUCAGUGUGAAGAAAGCGAUGCGGAGAACGAUAAUCAAAUAUAUUCGUUUCACGGAACCCAUAAAUGCCCUAAUGAAACUACAUAUUGUGAAUACAAACCAAACCGCGAGAUGAGUGCCCGCCACUCCGGCUGGUCUAGGGGCUCGUACAUCUGUAAAUGUAGACCGGGGUAUUACUCCAUCCACCACCCCGAAGGAUUUAAUGGUUCUCUGGUUGAAGUUGCAUAUCAAGAAUACGAUGAAAAUGGCGUAGAUAAUUGGAGCGAGCCUUACGAAUGUUUAAAGUGCCAACCCGGAUGCGAGUCUUGCCGAGGGCCAGAGCCUUGUCUCGCAACAUAUAACUGGCCAUUCCGGAUAUCUCUUCUAGUGAUAUCAGUGAGCUGUGCUGUAAUGACAGUUCUACUAACAAUAUACACGCGACAUCACCGCAGAGUCAAAGUGUUUCGUGUCGCCAGCCCUGUCUUCCUCUCCAUUACAUUGUUAGGAUGUGCUAUUAUGUACAUGGAGAUGGCAGCUAUAUUUCCAGUGCUUGAUAGAUAUUCAUGUAUAGCAACCAAAUGGACGCGCCAUAUGGGAUUUUGUAUCACAUAUACAGCGCUUCUUAUGAAAACGUGGAGGGUAUCCCUAACAUACCGCGUGAAAUCAGCUCACAAAUUAAAACUGACGGAUAAACAAUUACUACAAUGGAUGGCGCCCAUUCUUCUUAUCAUGUUGGUUUACCUUGGCACUUGGACGUUUUCCGCACCACCAGACGCUGAAGUCAUUACCGACAACAGGGGGUUGAAAUUUAAGCAAUGUACAUACAACUGGUGGGACCACAGCCUAGCGAUAGGUGAAAUUCUAUUUCUUCUAUGGGGUGUGCGUGUGUGCUACCGUGUACGGCACGCGGAAAGCCUGUAUAAUGAGGCCCGACUCAUCUCUAUUGCUAUAUACAACAUUUUUACUGUUAAUUCACUGAUGAUCGCGUUUCACUUAUUAAUUCUACCACGCGCUGGUCCAGAUAUAAAAUACCUCCUUGGUUUUAUAAGAACUCAAUUGUCUACAUCAACUACCGUCCUCUUGGUGUUCUUGCCCAAGGUGCUCCGCGUGGUCCGCGGGACAGGCGACACGUGGGACAGCCGCGCGCGCGCCCGCGGCGUGCCCGCGUCCUCUUCCCUCAACGGCAUCGGGCUCGUGCCAGACGACCCGCCGGACCUCUUCCAGGAGAACGAACAAUUGAAGGAAGAGGUCCAAAAACUAGCUGCUCAGAUCGAGUUUAUGAAGAUAGUGCAGAUGGAAAUGCACAAUCGACACCUUCGUCCAAAACCCGGCGGAUAUUUUAGCGCUAACGCAACUAACGUUCCGCAAAGUCCAAUGCAUUCCAAGACAGUUAAUAUUUCACAAGAGAACACAGAAUGGUCAGGGCCAGUGUGACUGGUGGCGCUCAGCGAUGGCGGCUGGUCGUGGCCCGGACCGGCCGCACGCCGCGUGCUCACCGCCAUAGACACGAGACCACCCGCGUUCGUGUAGCAUCAGCUUUAUAAUCAUAGAUAGUAAAGGCAGGUCCAUUAUUGUUAUCUGUAGUAAGUAGUUCAAGAAUUUCGUUUUGGCAAGUCAUUUGUAUCUGUAUUAAGUAUAGUAUUAUGUUCUGUGGUUAUGCGAACCAACUAAGAAUAGGAACGUCAAUUGCCUUGCUAUUUUUAUUUAUUCAAAUGAUAUUUAACUAAUUAAAUAUCAUUUGAAAUUAAAAAAAUAUGGUUUACAUAAAAUUCGCUUUUGCACAGCAGUAACGGCUUAUUUAAUUUGUGUGACACUUUAAUACGAUUUGAAUACAAACGUUUUUGCUGAACUUAGGCAACUACAUAUAUUAAAAUUGGUUUGUAUUAAUAGCUAUGACGUUACAAUAUGGUGCUAAGUCGAUCCUAUUCUUAUUUGGAUAACAUAUAUUGCGAUGGUUCGCAAAUAUUGUUAUUAACGUGAAUUUGUUUUAACAUAAAAAUCUCUGUGAUUACGCGUGUGUAAUUUACGUUGUACUAAGUUGCGCUUUUGUUUCCUUGUAUAAAAAUUAAACGUUAACACAAAGAUAAUUAAAAUUAUUUACACCAAAUGAAGGUCAAGGAUAAUUAUACUGCCCAUUAGAAUAUUUAUAUUUUUAUGUUUACCAAAAGGCUACUUUUCAAUUAUACGUGUAUAUUGUAUAUUAUUAUUAUAUUGCAAUAAGGUUUUUCAUGUAUGUACCUUGUACAUAACUUGUUGAAAAUUAUAUAAAUAAUUUUAGGUGAUUUUAAUAUUGUUUAUUUAUUCACUUGUUAUAUGCAUGUAAUCGAUUGGACCUAUUUAUCGAGUUAUAUGGUAAUCAAUAUUAUCAUUUAUCUUUGAAUGUUGUGAUUUGUAAAUUGCUUGUCUCCUGUUUGCAAUUCAUUUUAUUGUUGAUACUUUAUUGUCUUAAUGUAAAUAGCUAGUUUAUAUUUUAAAAUAAUUAUUAAUAAGUUGCCAGUAUUUUUUCUAAGCUGACAUCUGUAUUUAUGAUGAUGAAAAUCUAUAAUUUAUUUAAUUCAAUGCAUUGAUUACUUAUUUGUAGAAAAACUCUGUUAUACUAGCAUAUUAUAAAAAUAAGAACUUAAGACUAGAUAAAUGUAGUGUAAAAAAUGCUAUAUUAUGUGUAUUUGCUGUGUAAAAAUGUUUAAAUGUAUGUCUAUUGUAUGCCUUUACAAAAGGAUAUUUUGCGAAAUAGCAUAUCAUGCAAAUCUUUAGUCAUUAUGAAUAUUUUUUUAAAUUCAAGUAAAUACUGCUCAAUUUUAAAAGAUUUUAAUAUAUUUAUUUUGUAUGUGGUCCGGUCUGGUUAGAACAAAUAUUCGACUGAAAUUAAAGGGAAGUAAUUCGCGCCAAAACAAAACCGACUUCGUUACUCGGGGCCAAAGGUCACAAAACGGUCAUAAAAAAAUUUUGCGAUGAGCAAAAUUGAGUUUCAUAAUUAAUUAAUAGACAAAAAUUGUACCUAGAUCAGUUAUGUCCCAAAAAAAAAAAAUACAACUUUUCCGGGCAACUUUAAGUUGGGUGGCCAAUUAUUGUACACUCGUAUGUCUAAAUUGACCGGACUAAUAGUUUACAUCUGUGGUUAUUACGAUUUUUACAAAAAUAAAUGUAGUUUGCUACAUUAUUAUAUUUUCAACUUAAAACAUUUUUUUAAGUUUUAAUAUUAUUAUAGGAGUCAUGAUUAAUUAUACAGUUUUUGUAAUCAAGCUAUAGGGUGCAUAAAACGAAAGUAGAGUUUAUAGCUUUUCUUCAUAUCCACAACUAGUCGAGGUUGAAAUAGCAUACCAGUCAGCUGACACGUAUUUCGAACAACGCGUCUUAAGCGUUAGCAUCAGCAAGUAUUCUUCGCUUGAGAUGCGGUGCCUAUAAGGUUAUACAAUCAUUGGUUAAAAAAUAAAUAAAACAAACAGUGAACUGAACGUCCUCACAUCUCUUUUAGAAACGCUCGUCUGCUCCACGCUCUUUCUUUCAAAAAAACAAUGUUUAUUUAACAUCAUAACAUAGUUUUAAUAUAAGAUUAACCCAAAAAUUUUAGAUCUUAAUCUUUAUACAAAGAAAUACUACAAAUCGUAAAUUACUCUUUGCGGUAUGGUGAUCUUGGUUCCGUGGUUUUUGUAAACGGCUACUCGAUGAUAAAUGCUGAGCUGGAGCAGAGCAAAAGUGAGCCUAGUGCAAAUCGUUCAAUUGUCUUUAUAUUCUAUACCGACCGACCUACUAUAACGGACAGUUUUAAUAUAAACUUUGUACAAACUUUGUACCUGUGUCAAGUAUCGGUAACAAUACAAUAGUUUUAAUGAGUUUAUCCUAUUAUCAUUAUAGCCACGAAAAUAAACCUCCAACCAGCGCUAUAACCAUUUGCCUUUUGCAAUAACGAAAUUCCCCUGAAGAACCACUAUCCUGUUAAUUAAUUUCCAAAUACAUUGUGUUAUCACCUUCCGGUAUAAUAGUACAAAUUAAAUAUGUAUGUCCUCUACGGUUAAAUUAUGUUAAUUUAAUUAAGAUAUUUUAUUCAGUACAUAAAAGUUUGUUGAUACACAUAAUUAAAUAAAAAACAAGUGUAUUUGUCACAGACAAUAAUUGCAGAGUUAAUAUGAAUUAAUCAGACAAAAAAAUUAUUUCUUGUAUGUUCUUGUUGAAACUUAAAAAUGAAUUUAUAUGAAAUUGCAUUUAAAAUUCUAGAAAUGAAUUUAAAUUAAAAACGUGUACAUAAUACCAAGAAAGCAUAAAUUCUAAAGAAUUGUAUAUAAUGGAAAUGUAAUUUAAAUAAUUUUUAUUGAAUUUAAGUAAUGGUCACAAAUAUUGUCAAACUUUUUUUUUUAAUUUUUGUGAUUUAUAUACUUAAUCUGAUAUUAUAUCAUUGCAUUUGGAAAAAUAAUUUUGGGCAAAGUUAGAGAGAUAUUAAGUCAAUUGGAAAUCUAUAAAUUUAGUUUUCAUAAGUUACCAAAGAAAAAAUGCUGACCUAUCAGUAUUUUUAUUUAAUAUUAUAUAUUUAAGUCUUCAAUAUUACAUAUUUAGAUCAUUCCAUUUAAAAGUAUUCAAGCUUUUUAUAUGUUGUUUAGAUGUGUUUGUAAAUUUAGGUGCAAUGAAACUCAUAUUUUUGUAACUGUUACUUUUUCAAAGUAAACUAAGUCAUAAAUGUGAUAUAGCUAGACAUAGAUAGUUAUAGAUUCAACAAAAUUGACAAUUACAGUUUAUUUAAGUUGAAAACAAAAAAUAUUUAUAGGAUUGUGACAAUAAACUAAAUAAAAUCUUAACACUGUUAAAUUAAACAAAAACAUUGAAAGUAAAGCAGUUAUCCCAAAUUAGUUCAGUAACGUUUUUUUUAACAAUUAUUACAAACUACAGACCUGCCAGUUUCAUUGCUUGCUAAUAAUGUUCCCGUAUCCCAAUAGUCGAUACCCUUCAUUCUUUUGACGCAAAAUUCCGUAUAUUAUUUGUCAUUUAAACCUACAGAUAAGUUAAAGUCUAAACAUGACAUAUCAGAAAGCUGUGAAAAUUGAUCUUCAAUAUUUUACAAUUGUGAAAUACACAACAGGCUCUUACUUUGUAAAAAAGUAAAUAAUUUCUUUAUAAAAAUUUUUGAACGUUAAUUAUUCAUUUGACUGUUAAGGUUGUGAUUAGUAGCAAUCAAAAGCAAGUUAAAAGCAGAUUAAUAGUAAUCAUUGAAGUAAAAUAGCCGCUAGUAAAGGUUCUUUACCCAAUGAAUACAAACAAAAUCCUAUUAAUAAUCUGUAAUCUCCAUGUCUCAUAUACCAGGCUGUAUGUUGUGCAUCUAAUAGCUAGAUAGCUGCUAUUUUCAUAUGAUGUAUUUGUAUUGCUGACAAACAAACAAAUAAAACAAAUGUUUAAUGGGGGCUCCCUUCAACAAACAUGACUUUUGCAAUUUUAAUUUUAUCAAUACACCUGUUAUUGUAAUUCUAUGGAACAUUUCACACAUAUUACACACAUUUCACAUCAGGCCGACUCUAUAUGGCUUUGGUUUCUCAGUUUUGUAUUCUAGCCUAUUUCCUUACUAAGAUAAAACGUAACAAGAUUAACGUGAAGAAAAUAUAUUCCCUAUAUGAAUGAAUAUGACAUAAUGUUAUAAAACUUUUUUGUCUGCAAACAUGUCAUUUAUGGGUACAACAUAAAACAUAUUGUUUAAAUUGUUAACAAAUCUAUACACUGAAAAGAUUCUAGUAUAAUAUAGUCAGUCAAUUAGAGAACUGACAAAAGUUAUAAGUCUCAUUUGACAUUAAAAUAAUCCCUAGAAAAGUUUCUUUAAUACAAAACAAAGAACUCAUCUUCACAAAAAACCAAUUCUAUGCAAAGAGUUAGUAGUAAGUUUAAAUGUUACCUGAAUUACUAAAUUUUACUUGAAAAUAAAAAAAA
Molecule: messenger RNA, 6824 nt
Organism: Zerene cesonia (dogface butterfly)
Lineage: Eukaryota; Metazoa; Arthropoda; Insecta; Lepidoptera; Pieridae
Product: probable G-protein coupled receptor CG31760
Exons: 17
Coding region: 258-2351 (697 amino acids)
Biological process (GO): G protein-coupled receptor signaling pathway
Cellular component (GO): membrane
Molecular function (GO): G protein-coupled receptor activity
Source: RefSeq, a predicted model, not a curated record